Messenger RNA from Amborella trichopoda, 1436 nucleotides. It is a transcript of the gene SERAT2;1, whose product is annotated as serine acetyltransferase 2;1. The record is from RefSeq and is a predicted model, not a curated record. NCBI's taxonomy places the organism in Eukaryota, Viridiplantae, Streptophyta, Magnoliopsida, Amborellales, Amborellaceae. Gene Ontology annotation, cellular component: cytoplasm. Gene Ontology annotation, molecular function: L-serine O-acetyltransferase activity.
GGUAAAGAAGGGCUUGAAAGAAGAAUAAAGAAAUGGAUGGAGUGCACAAUAAAAGCAGGCAGCCCCGUCACUUCUCAUCCUGAGAAACCAUCGAAAGAAAACCCUAAAAAUAUAUCACGAUGUCAGCUUCUCUUGUUGGCUCUCCCAUACUCCCUGAAUCCAUUCGAUCGAGGCGUCCCACUAAGAAAACCCUAAGCCUAAAAUCCAUGGCCACCUGUGUCGAAAACUCAAGAACAGAGACCCCCAGAAAACCCAAUUCUUCAUUUGAAGCAGACCGACAAGAUGACUCUCUCUCACAAUUCGUCAAAUUCUCGAGACCCAGCUUCUCCGAUCUCCUCUCUUGCUCCCCAAGCAAGCCCCAAACCCUAAUUUCACAGGAUUCAGAAACCCCAUCUCCGUAUUUGGACGAGAUAUGGAUGGAGAUCAGGAAACAAGCUGAUCGGGAUGCAGAAGAAGAACCAGUUCUAUCAGGUUACUAUCACUCAGCUAUUCUCAGUCACGAUUGUUUAGAGAGUGCAUUAGCCUUCCACUUGGGGAGCAAGCUCUCCACCCCGAGCUUACCUUCCACAACUCUCUCGGAGGUCUUCUUAUCCGCCUUCAUGGCAGAUCAAACCAUCAGAAUCGCCAUAAGAGAGGACCUCAAAGCGGUGAAAGAGAGGGACGCGGCCUGCAUAAGCUAUGUCCAAUGCCUACUAAACUUCAAAGGCUUUCUCGCCGCACAAGCUCACAGAGCAGCGCACCACCUCUGGGAAAACGGCCGGCUAUCCCUAGCUCUGGUCAUCCAAAACAGGGUCUCAGAGACAUUUGCAGUCGAUAUUCACCCAAAUGCGAAAAUAGGGUUAGGGUUUCUGAUGGACCACGCCACAGGCGUCGUCAUCGGAGAAACCGCCAUUAUUGGAGACAACGUUUCUCUGCUGCAUAACGUUACACUCGGCGGUACCGGCAAAGAUAGCGGCAAUCGCCACCCGAAAAUUGGCGACGGAGUCUUGGUAGGGGCCGGAACCUGUAUUUUGGGCAACGUUAAAAUUGGGGAAGGCGCCAAAAUUGGUGCUGGUUCGGUGGUUUUGAAGGAGGUUCCGGCCAAAACGACAGCGGUUGGGAAUCCGGCGAGGCUGAUAGGGGGGAAGGACAACCCCGUGAAAAUGACCAAAAUGCCCAGCUUUACUAUGGACCACACCUCCUGGUCGGAUUAUGUGAUAUGAGGUGAGGAGGGGUAGAUUGGGGAUGUUAAGUUUUAGGUGGCGUGUAUGGUGUGUGUGCGAGGACUGCGUGUUCAGUUGCUUGCUGAAGAAGGGUCUGUCUCUUCUUGAUUUAAUCCCCUAGUGGCACUGCCUUUUUUGCUUCAAUUUUGUUUUAUUGAUACAUUGUGGGGAAUACUGGAAUAUGACAUACUUAUUACCAUGUUAUUAUAUGCUCAUUGGUUAUUAUUUUCCGCU